Messenger RNA from Diaporthe batatas, 1880 nucleotides. RefSeq lists its product as uncharacterized. Gene Ontology annotation, biological process: L-proline biosynthetic process. Gene Ontology annotation, molecular function: pyrroline-5-carboxylate reductase activity. Lineage: Eukaryota; Fungi; Ascomycota; Sordariomycetes; Diaporthales; Diaporthaceae. The transcript has 2 exons. The record is from RefSeq and is a predicted model, not a curated record. Bases 714 to 1757 code for a protein of 347 amino acids.
CAAAAUAUCUGGCAUAGGAAUACAUAAUGUCGUGCCCGCAGACUGCCGUUCGAAACCUUCUUUUGGGUGUUGAAGACUGUCUGAGACAAAGCAUGCAUCUUGACUUUCCCGACAUUGGACGCUUUAAACCUCCGUGCUGCCCCAUCUAUCGGAAUGGUCCCUCUAAAACUUCGUCACAGCAAUGGCGUAGCAGCCGCGGAUCACUCGUCGCCUGUCCUCUCGGGCGCUCCACAGGGGCCCAGGCUCCUCGGGCCAGGCGGUGUGGGCACUGGGCGCACCCGUCGGGCCCCUGGCCCAGCUCGCCCAAGGUCCCGCAGUCGGGAGUUCCAGCGUCGCCCAAAGGCCAUGUUCACCCGAGUUAAUAUCUUUAGGAAGCGCAUAAAAGGGGAUGGCAAUGAAAGUCGUAAUGAGCACUGGCCGGGUUUACAGCAGAGCAGGAAAGGAGAGUUCGCCGGGCCUCGGAUCCGACGAGGGUAUACGAGUUUCAGUCCAGAUAAAUAAUUCCCAGUUGCCAUUCGGUCGGCCAGAGUCAGUUAGGCACGUCGACUCGUCAGUCAUUUGAUCUUCGUUGCCGGACCGGACCCAUCCAUCCAUCGUCGCCUGCCAGGUUUGACCCUCAAUUCAAGUACAAGUACACAGUAACCAUUUCUCAACACAUCAGAACCCUCUUUCCCUUCCGCUCUGUCAAGUGGCCUUGUCAAAUAUUGCCCAUCAUGAGCCUGCUCACGUUAGCUUCUCGUAACUCUUCGUACACGUCGGUGAGGACCCUUGGGCAUCACGAUGAUCUUACUCUCUGUGUCCUCGGCUGUGGAAACAUGGGAAUUGCCAUCCUGUCAGGCGUCCUCAACUCCCUCGUAGAGCUGGAGGCCCCCAAGCCCCUCCAGACGCCCUCGGGCCACUCAACACCAUCAGAGCCGCUGCCCCAGCGCCUCCCGAGCCGCUUCAUCGCCUGCGUCAGCCGCCCAGAGACGGCAAAGAAGGUCAAGGCCGCGCUCUGGGAGCACACGGCCGCCGUCAAGGUGGUCUGGGGCCACAACGUGGCCAGCGCGCAGCAGUCCGAGGUGGUGCUGCUGGCCUGCAAGCCCUCCAAGGUCAAGGGCAUCCUGACGGAGCCCGGCAUGGCCAAGGCCCUGCACGGCAAGCUCCUCAUCAGCAUCUGCGCGGGGGUCACGGUCGAGCAGAUCGAGAAGCACCUGCACGGCGCCGUGCCCGACCGCGACCCGGACGAGGACGGCCGCUGCCGCAUCGUCCGCGCCCUGCCCAACGCCGCCAGCCAGAUCCGCGAGUCCAUGACCGUCGUCGCCAACGACGAGGACGCCCCCAUCCCGCCCGCCACCAUGCAGCUCGUCACCUGGAUCUUCCGCCGCAUCGGCGAGGUCGUCUACCUCCCGUCCGCCAACAUGGACGCCUCCACCGCCCUGUGCGGCUCCGGCCCCGCCUUCUUCGCGCUGAUGCUCGAGGCGGCUAUCGAUGGCGCCGUGGCAAUGGGCCUGCCGCGGGCGGAGGCCCAGCGCAUGGCUGCCCAGUCGAUGAAGGGCGCCGCCGGGCUGGUGCUCAACGGGGAGCACCCUGCCCUGCUGCGAGACAAGGUCGGCACGCCCGGUGGGUGUUCUAUCGGCGGGCUUCUGGUGCUGGAAGAAGGUGGUGUCCGGGGCACGGUGUCGAGGGCCGUGAGGGAGGCUGCCACUGUUGCGAGUAGGCUGGGCAACGGGGCGCAGGGCGUCAAUGGCACCAGGUUGAAUGGGUACGAGCAUUGAGCAUUUGAGCGUGGGCGUUGUCGGUCAAAAUUCACAUCGUAUAAAGUCACUGCUGUCGAACAAUAGAAUGACCCGUGCGCGGUUUAUAGAGUAUAAAACGGGCAGGGCGUAUUGAAAUCAUGA